Messenger RNA from Punica granatum (pomegranate), 3005 nucleotides. Lineage: Eukaryota; Viridiplantae; Streptophyta; Magnoliopsida; Myrtales; Lythraceae. The record is from RefSeq and is a predicted model, not a curated record.
UUCAUUCGUACGCUCUUCAGUCUUCCCCUCUUCACUCGCUGGCUCUUUCUCUAGCCCUCACAGUAGCAGCAGCCGAGUCCGCUUCCCGCCGCCUGCUUCCGGCGGCGUUCGCCGGCUGCGCCUCUCAGUCGGCGUCUCUCCAGCCGGAGUGCCUCCCUCUAUGCCUUGGCCUCCACCGACGGGGCCGCGUUCAGCUGGAAGAGACGGGAAAAGGCUAUAGACAUGCUCAUACUUCACCACAGCCCUCAGAAACCCAACCUCAUAGUCUCCUUCUUCUCUUCAAGCAUCGUCGCCCUCAUGGGCUCCAAGCAGUUGCUCAAACCCAGCAUUCUGUCUGCCCAACAAGCCCCCUCGAGUUCAUCCCUCUCGCGCCUCUUCGGCGUCUACAGACUCCAUUCCCCUGCUAUUCGUUUGAGACCAGCCUCGCGGAUUCCUUCGUUUCGCCUCGGAAGCAAUGGAGCUCCGUAUUCCUCCCGCGUCAGUGUCCCCAGACCAGUCUAUUUGGAGAGUCCGGAGGAUGGGCGAGACGCGGCGGUUCCCUUGAAGGUUCUAAAUAAGAGAUUGGAAGAGCUCGGCAUUGAUAUGCGUGAUUGUAAUCCCGGGCAACACAAUAGUUUGCUUUGUCCAAUGUGCAAAGGCGGGAGCUCAAGUGAGAAAAGCUUGAAUCUCUUCAUUACCCCAGAUGGCGGUUCUGCAUUAUGGCAGUGUUUUCGUGGAAAAUGCGGAUGGAAAGGAAGUACAAGGGCAUUUGCGCAAAAUGGGUCAUCCUUUGGAACUUCAAAUACCAUUAGUAAAGUCAAGAAGAUAAGGGAACUAUCAGCAGAAAGUUUAGAGUUGCAACCACUCAGCAAUGAGUUGCUUGGAUACUUUGCAGAGCGAUCUAUAACUGCGGAGACUCUGAGGAGAAAUGCUGUUAUGCAGAGAGAAUGUGGAAAUCAGAUCGUCAUUGCAUUUCCUUAUCAUCGGAAGGGACAACUCGUCAGUUGCAAGUAUCGGGAUGUUCAAAAGAAAUUUUGGCAGGAAGCUGAUACCGAGAGGAUAUUCUACGGAGUGGAUGAUAUAGAACGACAAAGUGAUAUUAUCAUCGUGGAAGGUGAAAUGGACAAGCUUGCAAUGGAAGAAGCUGGGUUCCGAAAUUGUGUGUCAGUCCCUGAUGGUGCUCCUCCUAAAAUUUCCUCAAAAGAUGUGCCACCAGAAGAGCAGGAUACAAAGUAUCAGUAUCUGUGGAAUUGCAAAGAUUAUCUUAAGCAGGCGUCACGCAUCAUACUUGCUACUGAUGGUGACCAACCUGGUCAAGCUUUAGCUGAAGAGCUUGCGCGCCGUCUUGGAAGAGAAAGAUGUUGGCGUGUUAAGUGGCCCAAGAAAAAUAAUAACGAUCACUUUAAAGAUGCAAAUGAGGUACUCAUUUAUAUGGGACCGAGUGUCCUGAGAGAAGUGGUAGAGAAUGCAGAAUUGUAUCCAAUUCGUGGAUUAUUCAAGUUCAGCGACUACUUUGAGGAAAUCGAUGCAUAUUAUCAUCAGACGGCAGGUUAUGAGUUUGGGGUACCCACAGGUUGGAAGGCUCUGAAGGAUUUGUACAAUGUUGUACCAGGAGAGUUGACUAUCGUAACUGGGGUUCCCAAUUCAGGGAAAAGUGAAUGGAUUGAUGCUCUACUGUGCAACAUCAAUGAGCAAUGCCACUGGAAAUUUGCACUUUGUUCCAUGGAAAAUAAGGUCCAGGAGCAUGCGAGGAAGCUACUGGAGAAGCACGUCAAGAAGCCCUUCUUUGACACACGAUAUGGGGAAUCUGCGGAACGAAUGAGCAUAGAGGAGUUUGAGGAAGGGAAGAAAUGGUUGAGUAAUACGUUUUACCUCAUAAGGUGCGAGAACGACUCGCUCCCGAGUAUUAAAUGGGUUCUCAAUCUUGCAAAGGCAGCAGUUCUCAGGCACGGGGUUCGAGGGCUCGUAAUUGAUCCUUAUAAUGAACUUGACCACCAGCGCCCAUCUAAUCAGACUGAGACCGAGUAUGUGAGUCAGAUGCUUACGAUGGUCAAACGAUUUGCUCAGCAUCAUUGUUGCCAUGUCUGGUUUGUAGCACAUCCACGGCAGCUGCACAACUGGAUCGGGAACCCUCCUAAUUUAUAUGACAUAAGUGGAAGUGCCCACUUUAUCAACAAAUGUGAUAAUGGUAUUGUCAUUCACCGGAAUCGCGAUCCCGAGGCAGGGCCCAUUGACCAAGUGCAGGUUUGUGUACGGAAGGUUCGAAAUAAGGUUGCGGGAACCAUUGGUGAUGCAUUUUUGUAUUAUAACAGGGUAACGGGCCAAUUCGUGGACCUCAGCGAAGCAUCUGAGAAGCUGUAGAUGGAUUUUCUCAUCUCCAGGAGCUUAUCAGAAGCCAAUGAUUCCAUGUCCUUCCCCGUCACUCAGUUCAACUUGGAGCUUCAAAGGCCAUGUAAUAUAUUCAGUCAGUUUCUAGUGCACGUGCUUCGAUGAAGAUGACUGGUUGAUCAGUUCUCAGGACCAAAUGAAUCCUCUACGGGGAAGGCGAAAAUGUUACCGACUGUAACGGAUGCUUCUGUUAUAGUUAUAGCAAAUCUUGUUGUGUCCGGAGGGAGUAGAACUCUAGUACGGUGGUAUGAUGUAAAUGCAACAGCAAAAGUUUUGUACCCGGUUCAUGGUUCGGGAAUAUAUGCACUCUCGAAUUGCGAGUAUAGUAAGUAACUGCUUUGCUAUGGCAGUACAUGCUUGAUCUCAGUUGCUGGAACACAUUAAGUGAUUUUCCAGAAAGGGUGAGCUGUUGGGCGCAGUCCAUGUUAUAGUGAGUACGAUUAGCACUGCUCAGAAGAAAAGCCGAUAGACAGGUAUACUAUGUCGUAUGUGACAUGGAACUGUCAUGUCAGUCGUUAUCUGGGGAAGUUAGAUCGGCUUUUGUCAGUUCAGCUGUAAUGGAGCAGUUGCUCGGUGCAAUGUAUGGCUUUGUGAAAGAUUACCUGUGAAAUUAGUGAUUGGGAUUGCUUCUCUCACCA